UAACACCCGGGGAUGAAUUUGUUUUCGAUAAACUGGGAAGCGGUGACGCAUCAGACAGCGAUUGGACAUCUUGGUUUCAACUCCUCCCUUAUAAUAAAGAGUGUGUGUGUCUCCUGUUGUAAAACACAGCAACACCGGGCUGCGUCAGGAGGGCACACUCCACUCUGCGCAAUUACGCGGACUCUUACCUGGCACGGUGAUCAGAGAAAAACCAAAAGGCUGAUUUUUUUUUUUCUUCACAAAGGCUGAAAUGGACUUUUAAAAAAAUCAGACCAUCCUGAUAAAUUCGAGGACUUGCUUCGAGCACUUCAAUGCAGUUUACGGUACAACAGCUGUGAAUGUUAUGAUAUGAUUAUUACGCAUGUGCUCUGAGCACAGUUUUGAAUAGUUGUCUUAUAAAUAGACAUUUUUUUUCUUUUUAAAUUGCUUCUUUCUUCUCUAAAAUUGGCUCCCGUACAAACAGCCGCGUUGGAUCCCUCGGCUUAUUGCGAGACUCCGGUUUAUAACCCGGAUCUCUGCCCUAAUAUGAUAGCCGCCCAGGCAAAGUUGGUGUAUCACCUCAACAAAUAUUACAACGAGAAAUGCCAGUCUCGAAAAGCCGCCAUCUCCAAGACCAUCCGGGAGGUGUGCAAGGUGGUAUCGGAUGUCCUGAAGGAGGUCGAGGUGCAGGAGCCCCGCUUCAUCAGCUCUCUCAGCGAGAUGGAUAAUCGUUUCGAGGGACUGGAGGUCAUUUCACCCACCGAGUUCGAGGUUGUGCUCUAUCUGAAUCAGAUGGGAGUAUUCAACUUUGUGGAUGACGGAUCGCUCCCGGGCUGCGCCGUGCUCAAGCUCAGCGACGGCCGAAAGAGAAGCAUGUCUCUCUGGGUUGAAUUCAUCACAGCCUCCGGUUACCUCUCGGCGCGCAAGAUCCGGUCGAGAUUUCAGACACUGGUGGCGCAAGCAGUGGAUAAAUGCAGCUACAGAGAUGUUGUCAAAAUGGUCGCUGACACAAGUGAGGUGAAGUUGCGCAUUAGAGACAGAUAUGUGGUGCAAAUCACGCCGGCGUUCAAGUGCACUGGGAUCUGGCCACGCAGCGCUGCGCACUGGCCUCUCCCUCACAUCCCCUGGCCGGGACCUAACAGAGUGGCAGAAGUGAAAGCGGAAGGUUUCAAUCUUUUAUCCAAAGAGUGCUACUCCCUGAACGGCAAGCAGAGCUCAGCAGAGAGCGACGCCUGGGUCUUGCAGUUCGCCGAGGCCGAGAACCGGCUCCUGCUGGGUGGAUGCAGGAAGAAGUGCUUGUCAGUACUCAAAGCAUUACGCGACCGUCACCUCGAACUGCCCGGACAGCCCCUGAACAACUACCACAUGAAAACUUUGGUUUCCUACGAGUGUGAGAAGCAUCCCAGGGAGUCGGACUGGGAUGAGAACUGUCUCGGCGACCGUCUGAACGGGAUACUAUUGCAGCUUAUUUCGUGUUUGCAGUGCAGAAGGUGCCCGCAUUAUUUCCUGCCCAAUUUAGACCUAUUUCAAGGAAAACCUCACUCUGCUCUAGAGAACGCAGCCAAACAGACUUGGCGACUGGCAAGAGAAAUACUGACCAACCCCAAAAGCUUGGAGAAACUCUGAGGUAAAACAUGUUAGUUCACCUCGUCUUACAAUUUGUGGUAGAGGCCUCAUAAACGGACAGGAAAAAAAUAAAUAAAAAAGCCAACCAAUUUGCAAAGUCUUGUGAAAUGUGACUGUCCUCUGUUGUUAAAUAUGUUUUGGCCUA
Molecule: messenger RNA, 1750 nt
Organism: Larimichthys crocea (large yellow croaker)
Lineage: Eukaryota; Metazoa; Chordata; Actinopteri; Sciaenidae
Gene: mab21l1
Product: mab-21-like 1
Exons: 1
Coding region: 526-1605 (359 amino acids)
Source: RefSeq, a predicted model, not a curated record